AUGCAAUCUGAAAAACAUAGUACUUUAGAACACUAUUUUCUUUCUUCUAAUAAAAAGUUGCGUAAUAAUGAACAACAAGUUGAACCAAGUAUAGCUAUUUCAUCUUCUUUAUCAACGUCUGAAAUUCAAGAUCGUUCUUCUUCUAAUGGAUUGUCUGAUGAUAAUGCUUUAUCCAAUUGUGCUGUUAAUAAUUCGACAACCCCUCUCACAUUAUCUUCUUCAAAUGAAAAAACUUGUAAAAAGCCGAUUCCAAGUGAUAUCAGUAUGUCAUGCAAUGAUGCUCCAGUUCAAAAAAUACUAUCAAGUUAUCCGACGAACCAACAAAAUCGUUCAUUUUAA
Rotaria sp. Silwood2 is the source of this 339-nucleotide messenger RNA. Lineage: Eukaryota; Metazoa; Rotifera; Eurotatoria; Philodinida; Philodinidae. The record is from the annotation of a GenBank genome assembly.